CUCUUGUUAUUGUUGGAUACGUUGGUCAGCUGGUUUCCCAGAGAUGUGCUGACGAGUGUGUUGAUCCACCUUCCACAGAGUGACAGCACUACUCUGGUCAUGUGGAAGAGUGUGCUUUCCUCCACGUGGUCAUCAGAGAGAAUCAUAGAAGUGCUAUACGUUGUGCUCAAGAUGGACGUUCUGUGCAGGAUACCCAUAGAAGAGUUGGACCUCCUUCGCCUGACUGUGCCACAGAUUCUUGAGUCCAUCCAUAGAAACCUGAGAAGAAGGCUUGCGUCACUUCAGCAGACUCUCUUCUCAUUGCUGGAUAUGCUGACCAGCCUCUUUCCCAGAGAUGUGCUGAUGAGUGUGUUGAUCCACCUUCCUCAGAGUGACAGCACUACUCUGGACAUGUGGAAGAGAAUGCUUGCCCCAACAGCGACUUCAGAGAAGCUCUUGGAAGCACUGUGCAGUGUUCUUCAGGACCAACUGCUGUGCAUGAUCUUUAACAUCACUGCAGUGGAUUUUAGCCUCCUCCGCCUGACUGUGAUGUGCCCCACUGAAGAGAUCCGGCAAGAGUUAUGUAACCCAGACCUCUUCCAGAUGUUUCUGAAGAUUAAAAGCUUGCCACUACUCUGGCUGGUGCUCAGAGGCCUUGUCCUUCUGUCAGAGAGACCUGAGACGGCUAGAGAAAUACGGGCCCUGCUGCCAGACGUCAUGGAGACCCUGCAGUUUGGCAAUGCGCACAUCACUCUUAAUGCGCUGACUAUCUUCAGAAACGUGAUGAAUCAUCUGGGGAAGAUGGAGGCGCGUCCCAUUGCUCUGGAGCUGGCUGGCAAGCUCCUGUAUCUUUUUAAUCAUGUGUCGGGUGAAGUACGAGAGUCUUCCAUCCUCCUCUUCAAAGAUGUGAUAGAGGCUGUGGUGUGGUGGCAAAAGGGAAAAAUGAAGAAGAAAGUACGCCGGGGCCUGCUUCCUCUGCUCUUUCGGAACAGCGAUGAGACCUCGAGUGUUGCACAGGCUGCCAGGGAAGCCCUUGUUGCUUGUGCAAGGUUCCUGAAGUGGCAGAAGCUCGAGCACCAGGCUGAGAGGAGGAACGUGGUGGGGAUCACGGAGUGCUUGCUAGAGCAGAAAAGGCAGAUGGUGGCUAAAAACCUACGGCAGAGCCUGCUGUACCUGAAGGAUCCUCAGGCUACUAUUCGACAAGAGGCUCUCUUGUUCAUUGGCUUGGCGUGGAGCUACUGGAACCCAAGUGAGGGAAAGCGGAAGAAAAUCUACAGUGUCCUCCAUUCUUUGGAACAUGACAGUCGUCCGCUAGUCCGUUGUCAAGCAACUCAAUCUGAGAAUCCAGAUUCUGAGAUGUUUACAGCAGCAGAAAAAAUCAGGAUGGGGCAGGCUUGCAGAACUGUGUUGCUAGCCUUGCAGUUCCCUCUUUCCUCAUAAACAUGAUUGAUUAAAGCUUCAAUUACAAAGCCUUUCCCUUGGUAUCCUCCUGUGUUGAGCUUAUGUGCAAGGCUUCUGUAGCAGUGGGCUGGGUGUGGAACCAGCAUGAGGAGAGCUUGGGAGAAGAGCCUUCCCCAGCCAGCUCCAAAUGGGAAUUGCCCCUGGAGGAGCCCAUGUAGAAGCAGCUGGAUCAGGGCUGAAGGAGGCUGCAUCCCAUGCGAAGAACCAUGGUGGUGUAGGCUGUUUCCCUGAGAUUCGUGGUGUCAAGAAUAGACAGAAAUCAGAGGGUUGGCCUGAUGCAAGAGUGCAUCCUCAGCACAUUUGGUGGCCGUAGUCAAUGGGGAAGUGCUGCUAAUUCUCUGGAGGGGUGAGAGGCCUUUCAUGGGGAUACAGGUCCAUUGGAGGGCUAGACGAUCAGCAACAGCAUGCAGUUCCACUAAAGAAAAUAAAGAAGUCUUUAAACUGGCAUACAUCAUUCGUUAGUACCCCAAGGCUUCUCUUCAAGGUCUAUCAAGGGCACUAUUCCCUCUGUGUACAAAGUAAGACUAGCUUCAUGGUAGACACGUAUGUUGCUUUGAGCAGCGUAUCUGCUCAUUUUGCUGGGCCUUCGACAGAUACGAAGUAAGAAAGUAAUUGUUCUCCUAACUUCUUGCAGAGAUGAAGUGCAAAGAUGAAGCAAAGCUCCUGUUUGCUCAGUAGUGCUGUGUGCCUGGGCAUGAGUGCCAUGCGGAGUAAGACAAAUGGGUUUUUAUUUCAAGGGGAAAAAAACAUCUCUUCCUAUACCCUGGAGACCCAGAAAUUCAGAGUGAAAGAUCUUUGAUUUGGGGUUUGCAUUUCAAAACUGGGAGAGAAUGAUUCUCCAAAUCUUCUCUGCUGACAUUUAACUCUUACAAUGAUCAUAAUAUGAAUAUGAAUAAUAACAACGCCACAAAAGCACAGCAAAAACUCUCUUCUCCCUAAAGGUUUGGGGAGAAGAGAGACACCUGAGGAAAUUUCUCGUACGGACUGAGUUGGAACUCUUACGGGAGGAUCCCUGCACACAAGAACAGAGGAAGGAGGGACUGAGUUAGAAUGCCGCAGCACUGGUAAAGGAAGACAAAGCAGGAGAUACUAGAGAACAAGGCAUUUUAGAUGGCACAAGCCACCUACAUGGCAAACGCUCAGGCAUUUGCAUACAGAUGACAUUUGUUUGGCCAUAAAGUAUACAGAGAAAGGAGUUGGUAGGCUGUAGCUGUGACUGCCAGAGCAAAGAAGACUGCCAUCAGAAGUAUACGGAGCUUCACGAUGCACCAAACAAGCAAACACAGGACACUUUGCAUUGAUGGGCAAUAUUUUGAUGAAUUCUCCUUUCCAGGUGGUAACAGAAGUCCUUGCUCUAUGUCUUUGUGCUACAGUCCUUCCUACUACUCAUCCUCAUUUGUUCUUAGCGCACCACUCUGUAAAAUCCUUUGUUCUGUUUGGCACUUUUCCUACCUUAAUGGCACUCUUAAGUUUUCUGUCAUUGCCAAAUCUCAAUAGCGUUACAAGGUUGCUAGCAAAAAUGUCUGGACAAGAGCAGUCCCAAGACCAGAUAUUGAGAACAUUGUCUUCCUUAAGGAUGGUGAUCCGUCAUUAAAUCCGCUGGUUCCCUUUCCCCUCUGUCCGGCUCUUCAGUCAGUCAAGUCUCUUAAGGAUUGCUUGACGAUUUCCCAUACAACCUGUGACAGAUAUCUUGAGGUAAGAUCCUCAAGCAUCACCCGUUUUACCAAGAAAAUACACCAAGGUAAUUUGAUUCAAUCUAUGGACGUUGCCCUGGAUCCAAGAGUUUAUUUGGAUGAAAUGUGUCUUAGAUAUACCGGAAUGGUCAGGUUGUGUGAGCCUGCCUCAAUCAGCUUGCCUCCUUGUUCUGCAUCAUUUUCAAUACAGGGUCCAGAAAACGUGAACUUACACUGCGCUUGUGCUCCAGGGGCCAGUACGAUUGUUAGCUUUGGUUGGUUUCCCUUAUCAAGGACCACACACUGUAGCUCGUUCAAACGAGUGCAAUUGAGUUAAUAUUCAGUGCAAGCAUGUUUUGUUCUCUCUUAGCAAUGCAAUAUGGAUUGCCUUAUUCUCAUCAAAGUGCAACAGGAAUUUCACUGGAUUAUUGCAAAUGGGAAAACAGUGCCAAAGUUGCAUUUUUGAAACUGAGAAGAUGUUAAUUCUAAAAAAACACAGCAAAAGAGUGGAAAAGAGCAUCGGCAAAGCCAAUAUCAUAUCAGGUGGGGGGAAAGAAACACCAACAGCAACAGCAGAAAAAAGAAAGAAGAGGAUGUUCGUCUACUUCAUGUACUUCGGCAAGCAGUGAAAAAGAAGCAGACUACUCAAAGCUGUGGUUAGAGCGAAGUCAGAGGUAAAAAGUGCCAAGCUUCCCCCAAAAGAGAACUUGGACAUUUGCCUCCAUGACUGUGUACGUACCGAGUGAACUACUUGAGACCUCUAUUCAAAUCCCUUAGUUUUUCAUUGCUCCAAAGAAGAAGAGAGCUUCCUGUGAGAAUGUAGCGCUGGUAAGGAAUGUAGAGCUAGUUUUGCUGUGGCGGAUUUAUCUCUGUGUGUGACAUGUGCAUUCCUCUGACAACUGCUGUCAUAUUCACUCAGUUUGAUAGUCAAAAUCCUGCUUUUAUUACUUUGUGCCU
Molecule: messenger RNA, 4070 nt
Organism: Meleagris gallopavo (turkey)
Lineage: Eukaryota; Metazoa; Chordata; Aves; Galliformes; Phasianidae
Source: RefSeq, a predicted model, not a curated record